UCCCGCCCGCCUCUCCGGACCCGGGCCGCCGCUGGCGCGGGAGCGCGGUGACGGGAAACUUCGCCUUCCAUUGUCGUUGCUGAUCCUCGCGCGCUGAGAGCUGCGCGUGUGAGGGAAAAAUGUCCUUCUUCAAUUUCCGUAAGAUCUUCAAGUUGGGGAGCGAGAAGAAGAAGAAGCAGUACGAGCACGUCAAGAGGGACCUGAACCCCGAGGAGUUCUGGGAGAUCAUAGGGGAGCUGGGCGACGGAGCAUUCGGGAAGGUGUACAAGGCCCAAAACAAGGAGACUAAUGUUUUAGCUGCUGCAAAGGUAAUUGACACCAAAUCUGAGGAAGAACUUGAAGAUUACAUGGUUGAGAUUGAUAUAUUAGCAUCUUGUGAUCACCCAAACAUCGUCAAGCUUCUAGAUGCUUUCUAUUAUGAGAACAACCUUUGGAUCCUCAUUGAAUUUUGUGCAGGUGGAGCCGUAGAUGCUGUGAUGCUUGAACUGGAGAGACCUCUAACUGAAUCCCAAAUACAAGUAGUUUGCAAGCAGACUUUAGAGGCAUUGAAUUAUUUACAUGAUAAUAAAAUCAUCCACAGAGAUCUAAAAGCUGGCAACAUUCUGUUUACCUUAGAUGGAGAUAUUAAGUUGGCCGAUUUUGGAGUAUCAGCUAAAAACACGAGGACAAUUCAAAGAAGGGAUUCCUUUAUUGGCACACCAUAUUGGAUGGCUCCUGAAGUGGUCAUGUGUGAAACAUCAAAGGACAGGCCAUAUGACUACAAGGCUGAUGUGUGGUCCCUGGGCAUCACUUUAAUAGAAAUGGCUGAGAUAGAACCACCUCAUCAUGAGUUAAAUCCAAUGCGAGUACUGCUCAAAAUAGCCAAAUCCGAGCCCCCUGCAUUAGCACAGCCAUCAAGAUGGUCUUCAGAUUUUAAGGACUUUCUAAAGAAAUGCUUAGAAAAGAAUGUGGAUGCCAGGUGGACUACGUCACAACUACUGCAGCAUCCCUUUGUGACUAUUGAUUCCAACAAACCAAUCCGAGAGCUGAUUGCAGAGGCAAAGGCAGAAGUAACAGAAGAAGUUGAAGAUGGCAAAGAGGAAGAUGAUGAUGAGGAAAUAGAAAAUACUCUGCCGAUACCUACAAAUAAGCGUGCCUCCUCUGACCUUAGUAUUGCCAGCUCUGAGGAAGACAAAUUUUCACAGAAUGCUUGUAUUUUGGAAUCUGUCUCAGAAAAAACAGAACACAAUGCUUCUGGAGAUAAAUUUAGCAGCAAAGUUCUUAAUGAAGGACCUUGUGCUGAUGAUAAAACUGUGGAGGGUCUUGAGGGACAUGUGAAUGAUGCACACUCAGGAGCUGCGGCUGAGCUCCCUAGUCCGACAGCAGUUCUCCAGGAGGAUGGAAGGAAAGAGAAGAGACCCAAGCUUGACGGUCUGCCUGACACAGAAGACCAAGAAAUGGUGGACCUUGAUUUAGUCAGCGAAGGAAAAGAGAAAAAUACAGUUACUUUAGAAACAAAUGUUGAAAACAGUUUGAAACCCGAGGAAAAAAGGGAUCAGGAAAAGCAACAGCUACCUGAGAAUAAACUUGUAAAAUCUGAAGAUAGUAAAGAUACCACUAUUCAGACAGUUGAUUUAGUGUCUGAAGAGACAGGAGAAAAAGAGGUAGAUAUCCACGUAAUUGACAGUGGAGUCUUGCAUACCAAGGAAGACACACAAGAGAAGUUGGGAAAAGAUGACAAAACUCAAAACGAAGUGAUCAGUGACACAAGCAAUAUAGCAGAGAGAAGUGAAGACAUAGGUGUUGCUCAGAAGGCAGUUGAAAACAGCACCCAGGAUGUCCAGAGUAAUGAUGGGAAAGAAGUGGUUGAAGCAGCCCAGAAAUUAAUAAAUGAGGUCACAGAGGAUCCUGAGGCUGAUGGUACUGAAGAAGUUCCUCCUGUUACCGAAAUCAUAGAGACUAAUGACAUAGAUAAAAAAUCUGUGGAAAAUAAAUAUGAGAAACAAUUAAUCAGCAAUGCAGAGAACAUACUAGACACCAGUGAGGAGCCAGGGACAAAUGAAGUUGAAAAAGUUACUGAGUCAAGUAGCACUGAAGAAGUAGCGAUGAAAACUGCAGUGAUUGAUACUGAUGAAGAGGCUGUCAGAAGUGAAACUCAGGGCGCUCAUAAAGCUAGUACUCAGCUAGACACAGGACAGAAAGAGAUCCCACAUGAAGUGCCAGCCAAAACAGAACCUCAGGUUCCUGCAUCUUCACAACCCGGUGAGCCUCAGCCUGUUCCAGUUCCCAGUAUUAAUAUCAACUCCGAAGAUACAGAAAAUAAAGGAGAUAUAGGUGCUUUAUCAAAAACUGAAACCAUACUACUACCAGAAUCUGAGAAUCAAAAGGAAAAUGACACUGAUUCAGGCACUGGUUCCACUGCUGAUAACAGUAGCAUUGACUUGAAUUUAUCCAUCUCUAGCUUCCUAAGUAAGACUAAAGACACUGGGUCGAUAUCUUUACAAGAAACAAGAAGACAGAAAAAAACAUUGAAGAAAACACGCAAAUUUAUUGUUGAUGGUGUAGAAGUGAGUGUCACAACGUCAAAGAUAGUUUCAGAUAGUGAUUCUAAAACUGAAGAGUUGCGGUUCCUCAGACGUCAGGAACUUCGAGAAUUAAGAUUUCUUCAAAAAGAAGAGCAGAGAGCCCAACAGCAACUCAAUGGCAAACUACAGCAACAACGAGAACAGAUUUUUCGGCGUUUUGAGCAAGAAAUGAUGAGUAAAAAGCGACAGUAUGACCAGGAAAUUGAGAAUCUAGAAAAGCAGCAGAAACAGACUAUUGAACGAGUAGAACAAGAGCAUACAAAUCGCUUGCGAGACGAAGCCAAACGCAUUAAAGGAGAACAAGAAAAAGAGCUGUCCAAAUUUCAGAAUAUACUAAAGAAUCGAAAGAAGGAGGUUUUAAAUGAAGUGGAGAAAGCACCCAAAGAUCUGAGAAAAGAGCUCAUGAAACGCAGGAAAGAGGAGCUUGCACAAAGCCAGCAUGUUCAGGAACAAGAUUUUGUUCAGAAGCAGCAACAAGAAUUAGAUGGCUCUCUUAAGAAGAUCAUCCAGCAACAGAAGGCAGAGUUGGCCAACAUUGAGAGGGAGUGCCUGAACAACAAGCAGCAGCUCAUGAGAGCUCGAGAAGCUGCAGUUUGGGAGCUUGAAGAAAGACAUUUACAAGAAAAGCACCAGCUGCUCAAACAGCAACUUAAAGACCAAUAUUUUAUGCAGAGACAUCAGCUUCUUAAGCGCCAUGAAAAGGAAACUGAGCAAAUGCUGCGUUACAAUCAACGGCUCAUUGAGGAACUGAAAAACCGACAGACUCAAGAAAGAGCAAGACUGCCCAAGAUUCAGCGCAGUGAAGCCAAGACCCGAAUGGCCAUGUUCAAGAAGAGUUUGAGGAUCAACUCAACAGCUACACCAGAUCAGGACCGUGACAAAAUUAAACAGUUUGCUGCGCAAGAAGAAAAGAGGCAGAAAAAUGAGAGAAUGGCCCAGCAUCAGAAGCAUGAAAACCAAAUGCGGGAUCUUCAGUUGCAGUGUGAAGCCAAUGUCCGAGAACUGCAUCAACUACAGAACGAAAAAUGCCACCUGUUGGUUGAGCAUGAGACUCAGAAACUGAAGGAAUUAGAUGAGGAACACAGCCAAGAAUUAAAGGAAUGGAGAGAGAAGUUGAGGCCUCGGAAAAAGACACUAGAAGAAGAGUUUGCCAGGAAACUACAGGAACAGGAAGUGUUUUUUAAAAUGACUGGGGAGUCGGAGUGCCUUAACCCAUCGACACAGAGCCGGAUUUCCAAAUUCUACCCUAUUCCUAGCUUGCAUUCCACUGGAUCAUAACAGUGGGAUACUCUAUUGGGCUUGGCUUUCUUAAAUAUGUCAUUCUGUUCCCUUCAUCUUCCGCCACCAUCUGUCUCAAGUAGCUCACAAAGACAAUCACCGGACUCACCUUUUAGGUGGUUUUGUUUUGUUUUAAGCAAAGAUGAAGGGAAAAGGAACUAUGACAGAUGCUAAGCCAUGUUGGCAAGGUAGCAUCCUGCAGUAAUUCCCUAAGGUGAUUUGUAUAUUAACCUUAAAUAUGGUAUUCUUUAGACACUGUUACUGAAAAACUGUUAGAGAAAUAAUGUUUAAAGUUAUUGAAGAACUGUUACAUCACUAAGUAUUAAUAUCUUUUUACCGGACCUACCUUCUCAGUGAUACCUAAAUUCUAUAGUUGGAACUUUGCUGUAAAGAAUUGGAAUAAUUAUCUUCUCGUAAAUAAGCAGCACUCAUAAAAAAAGCUAUGAGGUGCUCAAAACAUGCUAUUGACUCAGUAAAUACAAAUAUUUUAUCAUUUAAUAGGAACAAACUUUUAAAAGAGAAAAAUUAUUUCAGUAAUUUGUUUUAAACAUUGCCUGAUUGGGCAGGCACUAAUAAUUGAGGUGCUGGUUUUAUUAAGAUAGUGCCUAAUUUUCAGUCACAUUCAAAAAUAGGAUUUUCUUUUUUAUCUUCAGGGACAAAACACCCUUAGCAUUCAACAUUAUUGUUUUUAAAAUCUUGUUCCUGUUACCGUUUUCAUUCUAAAAUAUAUGUUGUACAGAGUUUGGGAUGACAGGGGGAAAAAGGGUGUUUUAAAAUGUGCAAAUUGGAAAUGGAGAACUCCCUAUGUUACAAGUAAUAUAGGUUUAGCUGUCCUAUUUUAUUUCCUAAAAUAAGACAUGAACUGUCUAAAUAACUUCUGUACAUCUUAGCAAAUUCUGUUCACUUAAAGCUCUCAGAGGCCUAUAGAGUUAUACUUAUAAAUAUGUUGUCUGAAAUUAAUCUCAGAAACAUUUAUUCAGAAUAAUUUUUUAAAAUUUUAAAUAUUCAGGCACACAUCAUAAAUGACUUUUUGUUUUGAGAUGAAGUUAUUACAUUUUGAUUUUAUUUUGUUCCAUGUUUAAAUUAUUUACUUUGAUUUGAGUGGGAAAAGCUUGAACCCUUUAUCACGUGGUUGCUGAUGGGUGUAAUUAUUAAGAUGUUCACUGUUAGCCCCUUGAGCCUUAGACUUUAACCACGUGUCAGUUCAGACAGUGUUAUGACCGAACUCUGGUUUGUAAAGGAGGCCUGCUGCCCGCCAUUGACAGCCUGCUCUCUUUCCAGAGUGCCGGGAACCAAAUUGCAAACAUUUAGUUUUUAGUUCUUUUACUUCUGAGGCUGGUGAAAAAUGUAGAUGUAAUGUUGUGAGAACACUGAUUCAUAUUAAGAAAAUGUAAAUAAAUGCCUGUAGCACUUUCUUGCAGUUAAUUUGAAAACUCUGGAUGAUGAAUUUUAUUUUGUCAGUGAUUUAGACGAUUUAAAAAUGCAUGUGUAAUUUUAAUUUUGUAAUUGUUUUGACAAGCAGAAUUUACUUGGACAACUUUGUAGGUAGCCUUAACUUCUGGCCAAGUUUGUUUUUUAUAUAAAUAUAUAAAUAUAUAUAUAUAUAUACACAC
Messenger RNA from Fukomys damarensis (Damara mole-rat), 5455 nucleotides. RefSeq names its product STE20 like kinase (gene Slk). The transcript is spliced from 19 exons. The coding region runs from base 120 to 3842 and encodes 1240 amino acids. The record is from RefSeq and is a predicted model, not a curated record. Gene Ontology annotation, biological process: protein phosphorylation. Lineage: Eukaryota; Metazoa; Chordata; Mammalia; Rodentia; Bathyergidae. Gene Ontology annotation, molecular function: ATP binding; protein serine/threonine kinase activity.